Molecule: messenger RNA, 5024 nt
Organism: Peromyscus leucopus (white-footed mouse)
Lineage: Eukaryota; Metazoa; Chordata; Mammalia; Rodentia; Cricetidae
Gene: Eps8
Product: epidermal growth factor receptor pathway substrate 8
Exons: 21
Coding region: 1221-3689 (822 amino acids)
Biological process (GO): regulation of Rho protein signal transduction; Rho protein signal transduction; positive regulation of ruffle assembly
Cellular component (GO): vesicle; ruffle membrane; plasma membrane
Molecular function (GO): actin binding
Source: RefSeq, a predicted model, not a curated record
GGCUUGAUUCCUAGUACCCACAUGGCAGCUCACAACAACCUGUAACUCUAGUUCCAGCACCCAACAUCCUCUGCUGACUUCUGCUGGUUCCAGACACAAAUAUGAUAGACAGAGAUGCAUGUAGGCAAACACCCUUACAUGUAAAAUAAAAUAAGUUAAAAUAGGUUCUAGUUCAAUUGAAAGUAAGUGAGGUACAUACUUAUUUUCGAAAAGCAUAUACUAAAACUAUAUUAUCCCAUGUGUUUAACUGUGAAGUGUAAGAAGUCAAUUUUUUGUUGCUAAGCAAUGUAUCAUCUAGAGUCCAGGAAGUGCUCCCAAAGGAGGGGCUUUUGAGCUGGGAGUCAAGGAUUAGGGAGGCGGAGAUGAAAGAGGUAACUGUUCUAGACAGGGCAGAUGGUUCUCGAGGAGACAAGGUGUGGCCCAGGAGAUGCCACAGAAAGCAUCACUGUGUGCCUCACAUCGAGGACAGGAGUUGCCCUUCUUCUUUUCAUUGUAUGUCCAGCAAUGAUAGUACAGUCCCUGUGGCAAAGGAGUAAACUCUCAGCAAGGCAUAUUGGAAGAACAAGAAUAAACGGCGUUUCCUGGGAUUCCUGGUGUAGCCCCGGGUACAGGGAUUGCUCAGAGAACACUGCUACCCUUCUCUGAAGCAAGGCUUGUUCCUUUACCUGAGAUGAUGACUGUUGCUGGAGGCUGCUCGGGGCACUUGGAACAGCGUCCUAAGCCUUUGUUGCCCGUUUAAGUGUCUGAGUGGAGUUUGACCCAGGGACAGGGGACUUAGAAAAGACAGGAAAAUAAAUGCAGAGUGAUCUGGCUGGAUCUGGAUCUGCUCUGAGAUGAACUGGUGUCUGCAUUAUUAUACUAUCAGGGACAAAUCUGAGACAGGAUGAGUGUGGCCACCCUGUUACUUAACCAGUCGAGAGAGGGUUGAUACCAGAGCCCAUCAUCCUGGGCAUCCUGGGAGCUCCAUGAUAGCCAGACAGCAAGGGUGAGUGGGUUUAGAGCCGAGUAAAGUUAAAAUGCAAUUAUCAGGAGCUCUUGUCUUUUCAUAAGCAAGUGUGAGCUGCGUUAUGAUGAUUUCAUCCUGGUUCCAUCUGUAGGCUUAGGCUCCUGAAGACUGUGUCAAGAAGGACAAGACGGUUGCAUGUUCACCAAAUCUGUGCAGUAAGAUUGUGGCAGCAUGUGGGGAACUGUUUUGAAAGAGCAGAGGCGUGAGAGCCGGCAUGAAUGGUCAUAUGUCUAACCCUCCAAGUGGUUAUGGAGUCUACCCUUCUCAGAUGAAUGGCUACGGAUCUUCACCACCCUUUUCCCAGAUGGAUAGAGAACAUAGUUCAAAACCAAGUGCAAAGGCCCUUUAUGAGCAAAGGAAGAACUAUGCCCGAGACAGCGUCAGCAGUGUAUCAGAUGUGUCCCAGUACCGAGUGGAGCACCUGACCACCUUUGUGCUGGACCGGAAAGAUGCUAUGAUAACUGUCGAUGACGGAAUAAGGAAGUUGAAGUUGCUUGAUGCCAAGGGCAAAGUGUGGACUCAAGAUAUGAUUCUUCAAGUGGACGACCGAGCUGUGAGUCUGAUUGACUUAGAAUCCAAGAAUGAAUUGGAGAAUUUUCCUUUAAACACAAUCCAGCAUUGCCAAGCUGUGGUGCAUUCAUGCAGCUAUGAUUCCAUUCUUGCCUUGGUGUGUAAAGAACCAACCCAGAACAAGCCAGAUCUUCAUCUCUUCCAGUGUGAUGAAGUUAAGGCCAACCUCAUUAGUGAGGAUAUUGAGAGUGCAAUCAGUGACAGUAAGGGCGGGAAACAGAAGAGGCGGCCGGAGGCGCUGAGGAUGAUUGCCAACGCAGAGCCGGGCAUCCCCCCUCCUCCCCGGGCUCCUGCCCCUGCCCCUCCAGGGACUGUCACACAGGUGGACGUUAGAAGCCGGGUGGCAGCUUGGUCUGCCUGGGCAGCUGACCAGGGUGACUUUGAGAAACCCCGGCAUUAUCACGAGCAAGAAGAGACUCCUGAGAUGGUGGCAGCCCGGAUUGACAGGGAUGUGCAAAUCUUAAACCAUAUUUUGGAUGACAUUGAGUUUUUCAUCACAAAACUCCAAAAAGCAGCUGAAGCAUUUUCUGAGCUUUCUAAAAGGAAGAAAAGCAAGAAAAGUAAAAGGAAAGGACCUGGAGAGGGUGUUUUGACGCUGAGGGCGAAACCCCCACCUCCUGAUGAAUUUGUUGACUGUUUCCAGAAGUUUAAACAUGGAUUCAACCUUCUGGCCAAGCUGAAGUCUCAUAUCCAGAACCCGAGUGCUUCAGAUCUGGUUCACUUCUUGUUUACUCCACUGAAUAUGGUGGUCCAGGCAACAGGCGGUCCUGAACUGGCCAGUUCAGUACUCAGCCCACUGUUGACUAAAGAUACAGUUGAUUUUUUAAACUACACAGUCACUGCAGAUGAACGGCAGCUGUGGAUGUCACUGGGCGAGACUUGGCUGAAAGUCAGAGCAGAGUGGCCGAAAGAACAGUUCAUCCCGCCUUACGUUCCGAGGUUCCGCAAUGGUUGGGAGCCCCCGAUGCUGAACUUCCUGGGCGCUCCCACGGAGCAGGACAUGUACCAGCUGGCCGAGUCCGUGGCUAAUGCAGCAGAGCACCAGCGCAAACAGGACAGCAAGCGACUGUCCACAGAGCAUUCCAGUGUGUCCAACUACUCUCCAUCUGAUGGGUACGCGUUCAAUAGCAGCAUGUACAACAGAGGGCCACAUCUGGACCAAGGGGAGGCCGCCGAGGCUUUCAAGUCAACUCCUAAUCGCCAUGUAGAUAGAAGUUAUGACUCAGUCAAAACACAAACCAAGAAAUACGCCAAAUCCAAGUAUGACUUCGUGGCGAGGAACAGCAGUGAGCUCUCGGUUCUGAAGGAUGACGUCUUAGAGAUACUGGAUGACAGGAAACAGUGGUGGAAAGUCCGGAACGCCAGUGGAGACUCUGGGUUUGUGCCAAAUAACAUUCUGGAUAUCGUGAGACCCCCGGAAUCUGGAGCGGGGCGUGCUGAUCCACCAUAUACUCAUACCAUACAGAAACAAAGGAUGGAAUAUGGUCCAAGAUCAGCUGAUGCUCCUUCUGCCCCAUCACCCCCUCCAACACCAGCACCCGUUCCGGUCCCCCUUCCUCCUUCUGCACCAGCACCCGUUCCUGUGCCCAAAGUUCCAGCAAACGUCACCCGUCAGAACAGCAGCUCCAGCGACAGCGGGGGCAGCAUCGUGCGAGACAGCCAGAGAUACAAACAACUCCCAGUGGACCGAAGGAAGUCUCAGAUGGAAGAGGUACAGGAUGAACUCUUCCAGAGGCUCACCAUCGGGCGCAGCGCCGCACAGAGGAAGUUCCACGUGCCACGGCAGAACGUUCCGGUGGUCAAUAUCACUUACGACUCCACACCAGAGGAAGUCAAGACGUGGCUGCAGUCGAAAGGAUUCAACCCUGUGACUGUCAAUAGUCUUGGGGUGCUAAACGGAGCACAACUCUUUUCUCUCAAUAAAGAUGAACUGAGGUCCGUCUGCCCUGAAGGUGCCAGAGUCUUCAGCCAAAUCACUGUGCAGAAGGCUGCUUUGGAGGACAGUAACGGAAGCUCUGAGUUACAGGAAAUCAUGCGUCGACGUCAGGAGAAGAUCAGCGCUGCCGCCAGUGACUCAGGGGUGGAGUCUUUUGAUGAAGGAAGCAGCCACUGAUCUGUUGAGCUCCAUGAUUCUUGGCAUUGUUGGACAAGCUUUGUUUAAGAAGCCUUGAGGGAAUGUCAAAUCCAUUGUCCUGGUGUAUGUAAAUUAUCGCCAUAAAGGGAAACAGUGGAUGCCUGAGUGAGCAGAGGCCUCGCGCUGCUUCUUUGACCGUUGUUUUGACUAAAAACUGAGAAGUGGGCAGGUGAUCUUGUUCAGCAAGUCAAGGUACUUGCUGCCAAGCCCAGUGACCUGAGUUCAAGUCCUUGGACCUACGUGGUAGAAGGAGAGAGCUAGCUUUUCCAAGUUGUCUUCUGACCACCAUUCGUAAAUAAACAAAUAACAUGUGUAAUUAAAAUAAUUUUAAAGUUAAUUAAAAAGAAAAAUAUUAGACUGAUUUGACCUUGGGAAACAUUUUUUUCCACUUUCCUAAGGCGCACUUCCCUUUGCUCCAUUAAUUAUCUCAGCCUCCUUUGGUGAUCUGUGUUGGGUUGUUUUGACAAUGGAAAAUGUAUUCAUUGCAACAAGGAAAAGCUAUGGCCAUUGAUGACUAAGUCUGCCGGCUCAGCUUUCUGUGACUGAGAUGCCUGUCAUCCAGGGAGGAGGCUCAGCGACACUUACCCUCUGCUCACUUUAGACCUCUCCUCUGACAUACCUAAUGACAGUGUAUUUAGGUUUAUUUAAAGUUCUUAAUGCCAACAGCUUAAAAAAAAAUCACAUUUGAAUGAAUUGUACAAUGUAGCCAGACCUUGACCAUGCAAAUAGGAGACUCUAGUACAUUCUCAAGACGUUUUGUUCCUCGAAGCUCUGUCAGUCGCAAAAUCUUGCAUAGAUUACGCUCUGAUUUAGUUUAUAUUCUGCUUAUUGUGUAUACUGUGUACGUACAUAUGAGGAAGCACAAGAGGGUUCACUUACACACAGUCAGUCAAACCAAGUACCCACCUUGGUGUUUAUGACAGUAUUUUGCUUAAUGAAGGGCUGUUAUAAAUAUUGAUAUAAGUAGUAAAAGGAUAUUGGGCCAUUUUAUGUGUUUUAUCUGUGUAACAAGGGACACUUAAUUUACAUGUACUUUAACCCCAUGAAAGAAUCUAGAUAGAGAGAAGAAAAAUAGCUAAACUUCAACAAAUGUUAUUUUUGGAAACACAAUUUUGUCAUUAAAUGUAAUAUUAUUUCACAUAUAUAAAGAAGACGUUAUGUAAGAAUGUUGUAUAUUUUAACAUAAAUCCAUUUAGAGAGAUUAUCUAGACUCAUUAAUUUUUCAUAGUGCCUUUUUCACUUGAGUCAGCUGGAAAGAGUCUGCAAUAAACAGUAUUUGCUGUAUAUUAAUAAAUAGCUUCUAUCUCAUCAACA